AUGGGGAAUAACCAUGCUUAUAAAACAGUAGGGCUUGGCGAUAUCAAAAUCAGGAUGCAUGAUGGAGUGGUCAGAACCCUGACGGAUGUGAGGCACGUUCCUGACUUGCAGAAGAAUCUUAUCUCAGUUGGUGCUUCGGACUCCGUUGGAACUAAUGGAAGUGACGGAGACCCAUGUGAGCACACUCGGUUAUGGCAUAAGGGGCUUGGGCAUAUAUCAGAGAAGGGUCUAGAUCUGCUUGGUAAGGAAGGUUUGCUGAAGAACAUGAAGAAACCUUACAUGGACUUUUACGAGGAUUGUGUGUACGGAGAGGUGCAUAGGGUCCAGUUCUUGAAAAGUAAGCACAAGAGCAGAGGCAUAUUAGACUAUGUGCAUACAGAUAUUUAG
Messenger RNA from Asparagus officinalis (garden asparagus), 387 nucleotides. RefSeq lists its product as uncharacterized. The transcript is spliced from 2 exons. The record is from RefSeq and is a predicted model, not a curated record. The coding region runs from base 1 to 387 and encodes 128 amino acids. NCBI's taxonomy places the organism in Eukaryota, Viridiplantae, Streptophyta, Magnoliopsida, Asparagales, Asparagaceae.